Botrytis deweyae is the source of this 672-nucleotide messenger RNA. RefSeq lists its product as uncharacterized. The transcript is spliced from 2 exons. The record is from RefSeq and is a predicted model, not a curated record. The coding region runs from base 1 to 291 and encodes 96 amino acids. Lineage: Eukaryota; Fungi; Ascomycota; Leotiomycetes; Helotiales; Sclerotiniaceae.
AUGCAAUUCUCCACCAUCACCUUCCCACUCCUCGCCCUCUUCCUCACCAACACCCUCGCCAUGCCCUCAAGUCCCAACACCAACACCCUCGAUUCUCGCGGCAACGAUUGUGCCACCUCCUGCUCUUGCGGUAACGUCGUUGGAUUCUGCAACAAUGGCAAAGUAGUCGGACAAACCAAUUGUCGCUGCUUCGGACAAUCUGGAGAUUGUGAUGUGGUUAUGUGUCCCGAAAUGGCUUAUAAGCAAGUGCUUGUUUGCGGUCAAAAGGGUACAGGAUGUGUUUGGAUUUAAGGUUUUGAUGUGGAUGAUCUCUUUUCUGUCUUGAUUUGGAUUUCAGGGGUGGGGAAUUUCGAUCUUAGAGUCUGAAUGAACUCGAGGAGAUUUAACUAUUUUCCUUGCACUUCUUCUCUUCUCUUCUCGCAACGACAACGACAACAACGACAAUCCAAAUUCCCCAUCUCUCAGCUACAAGAAAGAAAGUACGAAAUGCGAACUGAGAAACUGAGCAAAGAGUUGGUGAUCGGAGGAUGUUGUAUGAUAGAUUUCCUUUUUAUGUGUCAUUGUUUUCAUUUGUGUGUUUGGGAUGGGAUAUGAUAGAGUUAGAAGUUAGAGCUUUUCUCAUGUACUGGAUACAUGGAAAUCGCUUGCAGUUUAGAUAGAAUAUAAGAUUGC